AUGGGUACUGUGCGGGUGGGACUCCGCUUUUACGCGCCAUGGGUGUGGCGAUGGGACGUCACGGGAAGGCCCGUUAUCCGCUUGCUAUGGGAACUGUAUAAAACCGGUGCCCACGCUCACAUUGGGAAAAAGUUUACUGGAGUUGAUGAGCGGUGUUCUGUAGCGUCUCCCACGGUUCUCCUUUCCUCCUAUUCGGAAACCUCUCCUACUCUGCGCUUGCAAAGGUGGCCAGAGAUAAAGAAGUGUGUGGAGGAUUCUCGCUGUGGGAGGCAGAGCCAGCAUUACUGUAGCCAACUGAUUAUUAUCUCAGCCCAGGCCCAGCACACAGGAUCGUUCCGGUGUCGGUAUAGCCAGCGGACCCGCAAGCAGAGUGCUGUCUACAUCUAUGUCACAGACAGACAGCGGCCAUUUGUGGAGGAGCAGAAUAACAGUCCAGACGUGGUGUAUAAGGAGAGCCAGCCGCUGGUCUUCCCCUGUAGGGUCACCCACCCUGACGCCACCGUGUCAUUGGUCAAGUUCCCUGACCGUGAGUUAACCCCAGACCAGAGGAACAUAGUGUGGAACAGCAGACAAGGCUUCCUCAUCCGCAGUCCCACCUACUUCUACAUCGGCCUGUUCUCCUGCAAGACCUCUGUCAACGGGACCACACACUCCCUCAGUUACCUCACACACAGACAAGUGAAUAAGAUUAUGGAGGUGUAUCUGAACAGUACUAGUCCCGUCCAGACUUUACAGGGGGACAGUCUGGCCAUCAACUGUACUGUCACUGCAGAGUGGAACAGCAGAGUGUCCAUCAGCUGGGACUACCCUGGGCAGGUAAACCGGGCAGCCAUAAUUAGUAGGCGUAUCAUGGCCAGUAAAACUCACAUGGUUUUCUACAGUAUUCUGUCCAUCCCUAAACUCCACCGCUCUGACAGAGGGCUCUAUAUCUGCCGAGUGACCAGUGGACCGGUCAGCCGAGAGACUAACGUGUCAGUCACAGUCUACGACCGUCCGUAUAUCCGUCUGACACCCAGACAAGGGGCUAUAGUGGAGGCUCAUGCAGGACAGAAGUCCUACCGACUCUCGCCCAAACUACGGGCCUUCCCUGCCCCAGAGAUCAUCUGGUUGAAGGAUGGGAAGGUAGCAGCAGAACAGUGUUCCCGUUACCAUGUGGACGGGAAUUCCCUGGUGAUCCGGGAUGUGGCGAAGGAGGAUGCAGGGAAGUACACUAUCCUGGUGGGAAUCCAGGAGCACAGACUCUACCAGAACCUAACGCUCUCUCUGGUGGUCAACGUGAGUCCUGGGAUAGGGGAGAAGGCGGUAUCCUUGCAGGACCCAGGUAGUGUCCUGCAGGGCAGCAGACAAGCCCUGCACUGCAGCUCCCACGGAGUCCCCCCUCCUCACAUCGCCUGGCUCUGGCACCCCUGCCCCCCCAAAGGCCUCUCUGGCGGAACACGGGCCUGAUGCCGCGCCGGAGGAGGCCCAGCGACAGUGGGCCAGGCUGGGCCAGGCUGAUAGGGACCUGGGUCCUCAGGGUAGGGUGUGGGUCUAGAGCCUGUUUCUGGCCUUGGAUCCUUGGACCUGGGUCUGGGGCCUGGAUCCACCCUUAUGUCCUAGGUCUGGGUCCUUGGUGCUGGAUGUGUCCCUGGGUCCAGUCGUGGAUCCUUGGUCUUGUCCUGGGCCCUGGGAACCGCAGCGCUCUUAUCUGGCCCGGGCAGGAGGCUCGCCGGGUUUCCUGUGCGAAAAUCAGAGCGCUUUUCCUCUCCUUGUUUGGCUUCCUCCCCGACGCGAGACGCUUCCCAGCAGCGUGAUUGUCCCUCCGUCUUCAAACGUGGCAGAGUCCUGCUUCCUCAAGGGCUUGAUCUAUUCUUGAGACCCCCUCCCCUCCUCAUUCCCCCCUCCCCUGGCCUUCCCCCCCUCGCCAGCUCUGCCCCUCAUCCCCAAACCUUCGUUUCACUUCAUUAAAAUAUCCCCCCACCACACCACCAUCACCCCCUCCACCACACUCAGCAAGGCUGUUCCCAAGGCAGCCGGCGCCUUCAGACAUUACAGCCACCUAGCGACCCCACAUUGGUGCUCUCUGGGAUCUUGGGGUUGGAGGGCAGGGGGGGGGGGGCAGGACAGUGACCUGGUACACUGUUGAAGAGGAGGAUGAGGAAGAAGAGGAGUGAGAGGUCACACCACACUGAGGACAAUGAUCUGAUCUGCUUUUAAUGGUUAUUAUUCUAUUUAUUUAUUUCCCGUUACCCAGGUUGCAUUUUUACACCCCUUUUCUGGCUUCAUCUUUUUUUUACAUUGUUACUUUUCUCAGACAUUUUGAGCCAGAAAGAAGUGCCCUUCCAUCCAUCCACUAAGCCACGUUUUUCUGGAGCUGCUUUUGCUUCUUGUGUUCCUAGAGUGGUACUAUAAUGGGUACAUGAGCCUGUCCCCAGCCCCGAGCCCUGAGCCCUGCCAUCCUGUUGUAGUUCUGACAUCCACGAAAGCUGUGAGUUCUGACUGUAAAUCAUACACCUUAUAAGUAAGUUGCUACAUCUCAGAUGGGCGAGCGAGAGAGAGAGAGAGAGAGAGAGAGAGAGAGAGAGAGAGAGAGAGAGAGAGAGAGAGAGAGAGAGAGAGAGAGAGAGAGAGAGAGAGAGAGAGAGAGAGAGAGAGAGAGAGAGAGAGAGAGAGAGAGAGAGAUGCCCUACAGUUACUGGAAGAUACUCUGGGACUGCUCAUCAAACACCUACCAUGUAGGAGUUACCCAGGACCCAGAGUCAAUGACAGUCAUAUGUCAUCUUAUGUCAUGUUAUGUCAUUUGUAAGGCGUUUCACUGUAUAUCAACCAUCUGUCAUCAAGAGUGAAUUUAUGUAUUAUUCUGCAAUGUAUUGUGUGGAAAAUAGUUUGUCUUUGCGUGUGAUAUAUGAAGAAUUUAUUUCCAAAAUGCUAAAUAUCAAUUUUCAGAAAUGUUGGUAAAUGAGCUUUUAUUGUUUAAAGUUAUGAAAGAGAUUGGUGUAUUUUUCACUAUCUAAUCAUGACAUGGGGUUGUUCAAUGAAAGACAUGUAUUUGUUUAAAAUCUCUCACUUGAUGGAUUCCUUUCAGAGAAAAAUUGUUUACAUUUCAUUUUUGCAAAAUGCUAAUUAUCCGCCUCACUCUCAGAGAAACAAGUAGUCCUGCUAGGUUUUACACAUUCAAAUGUAACAAAUAACUACAUUUUGAAUAAGAAUAACUGUUCAAAUUAUACAUUUGUGACAUCAAUAUUUUUUUAAAUUAUUUAAAAUGUUUUAUAAAUAUAAUUCAACACAGUAAUAUGAGAUCUAUAUGUAAAACAUUUAACAUUUGAGUCAUUUAGCAGAUGCUCUUAUCCAGAGCGCCUUAGAGUUAGUGCAUUCAUCUUAAGAUAGCUAGGUGAGACAACCACAUAUCACAGUCAAAUAUGCAGGAUACAAACAUUCCAGCGUAACACUUGAUAUAUAGCGGUUUGCAAAAAAAACGUUACAAUUCACAUCUAAAAUCUAUGAAUAAAAAAAAUCUGAAAACAGUUAUAUUUUACACACACAUGAAGGUACCCAUAAGCAAUCAUUUCUGAUGAAAAAACACAAAUGUGAAUAAUUGGUGGAUAUAGUGGUUUGGAAAUAAACUCUUCAUAUGCACAGGAAGCUGUUUUUAUGGUUUGUUUGAGUGUCAUAGUCGUGCAUGUUGGCUUCCAAACCCCUUUCUGGUUCCAUGUCGAAGACUUCUGGGUUUAAUGUAAAACCCUCUGUGGACAGGGUUCUACAUGGAACCCAAAAGGGUUCUACCUGAAACCAAAGGGGUUCUUCAAAGGGUUCUCCUAUUGGAACAGCCAAAGAACCCUUUUAGGUUACAUUGUAAUGUGUGUUGAUGUGUGUGUGUGUGUGUGUGUGUGUGUGUGUGUGUGUGUGUGUGUGUGUGUGUGUGUGUGUGUGUGUGUGUGUGUGUGUGUGUGUGUGUGUGUGUGUGUGUGUGUGUGUGUGUGUGUGUAUGAUGAUCAUGAUGAUGAUGAUGAUGAGAGCAAGCGAGACUUCCACACUGAGUUUAUUCAUUCUACGGGUCUCUCCCUUUGUGAUUCAUUCCAUGUAUACAGAUUUUCUAUGAGUAAUAUAUGAAUCUAAUAUUUAAUAAUUUUAUAUGACUAACUUACUUAUGGUAAUUGCCAAUAAUGGCCAAAUUUGUAUGAAAACUUUUCAUAUGUAUUGUUUUAAAUAUUAUAUUAAAUGUAUGUUUUUUACAUUAAAUGUUGCUUUAAAUUGUG
Messenger RNA from Oncorhynchus keta (chum salmon), 4235 nucleotides. RefSeq names its product fms related receptor tyrosine kinase 1 (gene flt1). The record is from RefSeq and is a predicted model, not a curated record. Gene Ontology annotation, cellular component: plasma membrane. Gene Ontology annotation, molecular function: ATP binding; vascular endothelial growth factor receptor activity. NCBI's taxonomy places the organism in Eukaryota, Metazoa, Chordata, Actinopteri, Salmoniformes, Salmonidae. Gene Ontology annotation, biological process: protein phosphorylation; vascular endothelial growth factor receptor signaling pathway.